Molecule: messenger RNA, 847 nt
Organism: Thlaspi arvense
Lineage: Eukaryota; Viridiplantae; Streptophyta; Magnoliopsida; Brassicales; Brassicaceae
Source: the annotation of a GenBank genome assembly
AUGGGGUUAUUAUGGCAAAUGGGUAUGAUGAUUGUGGGAAGAAGAAGCCAAAUCGGUGGUUUCGUUUUCCAAAUUAAAUGUGCUUUGGCUUUUGCUUCUACUCCUACUCGAGAGCCUAUCUCUCUCCUCUCUCUAGAGAAAAUGCAAACACAAACUUACAACAAACUUUCAUCUAUAUAUAACGCCUCUAUCUCCCCCAAUAAUCAAACACGUCUCACUUCUUCUCUCUCUCUCUUCCUCUUCCUCACUUUCUCUCUUCAACCUUCAAAGAUGUGUUUGAGUUCUUCAGAACCAUUUUCAGACACACCCACGAGAUUAGUUUUGUACCUCAAAACACAAAGCCACGUUCGUAUCCCUCGUCUCUCCAGGAGGAGAAGGAUGUGGCGGGAAGAAAAAGAGAUGGAGAUGAACAAUAUAAGGCUUUACAUGGAGAAUCAAAAGAUCAUACAAGAAAACGAGAAACUCAGAAAGAAAGCUCUUCUUCUUCACCAAGAAAACAAAACUCUUUUCUCUCUGAUCCAGACCAAAAAACUCUCCUCUGUUCCAUAAACAAAGACCUUAUCAUCACCAAGAUCAUAUUCUUCUUCUUCUUCUUCUUCUAUAGUGAAGUAUUAGUAAGAUCUGAGGGCUUUGAAAACACCAGAGUCUUAUUAUUUAAGUGGGUCUUAUAAUUUACAAUUAAGGGUUUAGUACUACUGCUGGGUAUACAUCUAAUUUUUUUUGUUCUUUUUAGUUUCAUCUCUCAUGUUAUCUCUGUACGUGUGUUCUUUUGUUAACGUUUAAUCUACUUUCUAAAUUCUAAUUAAUGUUUUUCUUCUUUUUAAUUUGCUACUACUCAACAACAGAC